AUGUCAGCCUCCAAAUCAGCUCGGAAGCUCAGAGACAUCGCAGCUGGAUGGCCAACAGAUCCAUUUCGGCCUAACAUCCAGCUCAAAAAUUUCUUCCAGUCACUUGCGUCACAUCCCAACUUGACCCCGGAAGCUGUCCAGGCAGCUCGAGGUCUGCUUGAGAAUAACGUCCAGAAGAAGUACCCUCUAUCGAAGAGAACUCUUCAACCCGCAUCUAUGCCUAAACAUUACGAGCGUCUCAUCCAAGGAUAUGAGCGGAGUGCUAGAGGAACCGGAAGACCGUGGUGGCAGAUUUUCUUUGGGAUUUGGAGAUAG
Pisolithus orientalis is the source of this 315-nucleotide messenger RNA. RefSeq lists its product as uncharacterized. Gene Ontology annotation, molecular function: ribosome binding. NCBI's taxonomy places the organism in Eukaryota, Fungi, Basidiomycota, Agaricomycetes, Boletales, Pisolithaceae. Gene Ontology annotation, biological process: mitochondrial respiratory chain complex III assembly. The transcript has 2 exons. The record is from RefSeq and is a predicted model, not a curated record. Gene Ontology annotation, cellular component: mitochondrion; Cbp3p-Cbp6 complex. Bases 1 to 315 code for a protein of 104 amino acids.